GAGCUGCACUCUUACUCAGUCCACAGAAACGCGGGCGGAGACUGCAACUGAUCUGGGAGCGGAAGUGAUAGUAAACACACUCCAUGCUUCACAUCCGCGUUAACCACUGCCUACGAACAGAAAGCUGUUCCACAUGGUUGUGUUUCUUGUUGAGCAACGAAUAUAGAGGAUUGGAAAUGCCUGAGGUUGGUUCCUGACAUCAUUUUACUUUGCUAAAAUUGAAAAUUCUGCUUUGUUUAAUUAGUUUGUUUAUAUUUUAAUCCUGAAGGGCGGCGUAACCUUUUGGUCAGCAGCAGCGGCAGCACUAUAGAAGCAGAUUAAUCAUAUUUUCUUAAGGAAAUAAUGAAUCAUCUGUUAAAAGCGACGCACAGCGUUGAAGUGAAUUAAUCUAGCUGCUCUUAUUUUGUUUCCCAGCGGGUGUUUAGCUGAUUUUGCUUGUCAGCCAAGCCUGAACAGUUUGACAAUUCCCCAAAACGGUUCUAAAACCAUCAAACCAGGUUGGAUUAAACUGUUUUUAAGGCAUAUUUGAGCAAAUAAUUAAAGACAAAUAUGCAGGCGUGGAAAACAGUUUUCAAAGUCUUCCUGGCCUCCAACAGAACUAGGAAUAGAUGUUGUUUGUUAGGGCUGAAGGAAUUAUACUUUACACCUUUCACACAACAUGCGGCCUAUAGUUGCACAACAGCACUUUUCAAUCCAAGAGACAAGUCAGAUGAGAGAUUUACCUCUAGUAAAAUCAAAAAGACAUUUUUUUCUAAGCAGCAUAAAUAUGCUGCUAACAGAGAUGAUAAUCUCAAACCAGCAAAAGCGCAAAGGGGAAAAGUGUCAUCAGAGCUUCAGAAACUAAGGUUUGAAGAUUUCAGUGAGUCAGAAACCGGAAGGGUUUUGAGACAUAAUCUAAAAGAAUCUGAGUCCACUGAAGGUAAAGAGUUAGAGAUUGUGUUCGGUGCGGCCCCGUGUUUGCUGGCCCUCACACAAAGCAGGAGGAAGCCGAGUCGUCUCUUUGUAAAGAACGGAGAGGGGCCACAGAGAGAAGUGAUUUUGAGGGUCUGUCAGGAGGCUGUCAGACGGGGCGUGCAGAUACAGCGAGUCAGUAAACAGACACUUGACAAGAUGUGCGGCGGUAAGGUGCACCAGGGCUUGUGUCUGCAGGCAAGUCCUCUUGGGUUUAUCACUGAGGAAAGGCCGAUGACAUCUCAUGAGGUGAAGAAUCCCAGGCCGCUAUGGCUGGUUUUGGAUGCAGUGCAGGAUCCGAUGAAUCUUGGUGCCAUUUUGCGGUCAGCGUAUUUCCUGGGAGUGGAUCGAAUUGCCAGCAGCAUUCAUAACAGCUGUCCUCUGACGCCCACAGUGAGUAAAGCCAGUGCUGGUGUGAUGGAGGUCAUGGAGGUGUUUGGCUACAGGAACUUGAAAGAUAUGAUUAAGGUGAAAGCAGAAGAAGGUUGGCAAGUAGUUGGCACUGUUGGGUUAGAGCAAUGCAGUUCUGAAUCCGCCGUUGUGCCAUGUUCAGACUUCAAGAUGUCCAGACCUACACUCCUGUUAAUGGGUGGAGAGGGUUACGGUCUGUCUCCAGAACUGCAUCAGAUGUGUGACGUCCUUCUCACCAUUCCUCCUCACAGAAACCUGCACCCUGGGGUAGAUUCACUCAAUGUGUCUGUAGCCACAGGCAUUCUGCUGCACUCUCUUCUGUCCACACGCACAGGAAGCUGAUGAUGAUGAUGGUAACAACGACAAGGCAGCGGCAUUAUUUACUCCGGGGUCUCUUAUUAGCCCCCUACAGUGAUUAAUGACUGGAUUACUUCAUCAAUUAACAGUCUGAGAGUCUGGAGAGGCUCACGGAUCAGAUGCAUUCUGGACCAGCUACUGACUAUAUGACCACUUUGUUUAAGACAACACCUGUGCUACACAUGGUCUCUAUCAUCUCAGGGAAAACAGGCUAGUAUAAACGGAUAUGUAAUCUUUAAAUAUUCACCUUCUUCAUGAAACAGGUUAAUUAGUUCCUGUGUUUAUCAUUGCAAACAUUUGACAUAAGAUGAAAAGUUCUGCUAAUUUAAUGAAAAAUAAAUCUAUAUGGUUAUGUUUAUUGAUAUUACUUUAAAAAUACCCAUGAAAGCUAGAGAUGUAGGUUAUAAUUAGUAGUUUAUAUACUCCGUUGUAUCUAUAUUUUCAUUUAUAAAUUUGGCAUUUGCCUAA
Messenger RNA from Carassius gibelio (silver crucian carp), 2187 nucleotides. RefSeq names its product mitochondrial rRNA methyltransferase 1 homolog (S. cerevisiae) (gene mrm1). Bases 550 to 1704 code for a protein of 384 amino acids. The transcript has 5 exons. Gene Ontology annotation, cellular component: mitochondrion. NCBI's taxonomy places the organism in Eukaryota, Metazoa, Chordata, Actinopteri, Cypriniformes, Cyprinidae. Gene Ontology annotation, biological process: rRNA methylation. Gene Ontology annotation, molecular function: RNA binding; RNA methyltransferase activity. The record is from RefSeq and is a predicted model, not a curated record.